Molecule: messenger RNA, 1246 nt
Organism: Lycium ferocissimum
Lineage: Eukaryota; Viridiplantae; Streptophyta; Magnoliopsida; Solanales; Solanaceae
Product: L-galactose dehydrogenase
Exons: 5
Coding region: 118-1074 (318 amino acids)
Biological process (GO): L-ascorbic acid biosynthetic process
Cellular component (GO): cytosol
Molecular function (GO): L-galactose dehydrogenase activity
Source: RefSeq, a predicted model, not a curated record
GGAAAUCAAUAGGCUCUUUCUCAUCCACUCACAUUUGUCAUCUUCCUACUGAAGGAAACAGAACAAGUCAGAACUAUUAUAUUUCAGAUUUGAAAACCCUAACAUUUCCCAUAAAAAAUGGCAUUGCAGCUCCGAGCAGUGGGCAACACUGGACUGAAAGUGAGCUCGGUGGGGUUCGGGGCUUCUCCUCUGGGCAAGGUUUUCGGGGAUGUCUCUGAACAAGACGCCUUCGCUGCCGUGCGUGAAGCAUUUCGCCUCGGCGUCAAUUUCUUUGACACUUCCCCGUUUUAUGGAGGAACAUUAUCGGAAAAGGUACUAGGGAAAGCUUUAAAGGCUCUUGGAGUGCCCAGAGAUCAGUACAUUGUGUCCACAAAAUGUGGGAGGUACAAAGAGGGAUUUGAUUUCAGUGCUGAGAGAGUGACUAAAAGCAUUGAUGAGAGCUUGGAGCGGCUGCAACUUGAUUAUGUUGAUAUGUUACAGUGUCACGAUAUUGAAUUUGGGUCCCUCGAUCAGAUUGUGAAUGAGACGCUUCCCGCCCUUCAAAAACUGAAGCAAGCUGGAAAGAUCCGUUUCAUUGGUAUAACAGGCCUUCCUUUGGGGGUAUUCACUUACGUGCUCGAUCGCGUCCCUCCAGGCACAGUUGAUGUCAUCCUGUCAUAUUGUCACUACAGUAUCAACGAUUCAACUUUGGAGGAUCUGUUGCCAUACCUGAAGAGCAAGGGUGUCGGAGUGAUCAGUGCUUCUCCUCUUUCAAUGGGCCUUCUUACUGAGGCUGGAGGUCCAGAGUGGCACCCUGCUUCUUCUGAACUUAAGGCUGCAUGCCGAGCUGCUGUUGAUCAUUGCAAAGAAAGGGGAAAGAAUAUCUCAAAAUUAGCCUUGCAGUACAGCUUAGCAAAUACCGAUAUUUCUUCCGUACUAGUGGGGAUGAAGUCCGUUAAAGAGGUGGAGGAAAAUAUAGCAGCUGCCCUAGAACUAGCAACUGCUGGGAUAGAUGAAGAAACAUUAUCAGAGAUCACAGACAUUCUGAAGCCAGUGAAGAAUCAGACAUGGCCUAGUGGUAUCCAACAAAGUUGAUUUGUUUGACAGUUCAAUGAGCUGUGAAAUAAGGUCUUGUGAUCACCUUCUUGUGUAUGUUUAUUUUCACUUGGACAUAUAAAACUGGUCCGAGUUGAAAUUGUAUGUUGUAUUCUUUGAGCUUUUACCUAUCCAAUUUGAAAAAAAUGAAUAAAUGUUGCAUUGUUCAAGU